UCAGCGUCACAGUCCAGCGUCCGAUAAGGAUGCGGGAUAAGGGGAAAAAGGAAGGAGCGAAAGAAAGACUCUGGAAGUCCGUCUAUCCAAGUUCUUGUAGCACACAGAGACAGUUGCUUUUUAGGGGAUGAAGUUGCGCUGGUGUCUGUUUCGCGGAUCUGCGACCCCAAAACCCUAAUCCUGGCCACGGAAGGUACGCUGAGCUGAGGACCCAGGGGCCAGGGCAUGUCGAAUUCUGUCACAGGUCGCGAGCUUCUGUGGGGUUUAGGUGGAAUUCGCAGGGUUUUGCGCUUGCAGGGUUCGCUCGCAGGGGCCCCGACCGGAAGGAAGGGCAGAUGUUCAUGAUUGGAUCGAGGAAAAUUGCGUGAGCAGGGGCGCAGUGCAGCGCAGCGAAGCGAAGGGCAGGGCUAUGGUAGGCGCUUAGCAUGGUGGACAGUAUGCGUUGCGAUCUCUGCGGUUGUUGUUUGAGGACCGGAUCAGAAUGCUGGUGCAUAUCGUGAGCUUGGGUUUAGGAGUUGGAGGAGUGGUGGGAUCACGGGACAUCAUGGCCGUUUCUCGAGCUUGGGCUCACAGUUUUGCCGGGCUCCGUAAGCUGCAUUCUCUCAGCUCUGUUUCCGUUUCUCGCACCGGCUCCCACAUCCCGACUUUUGAGCCCUUGGUGCAACAGAGCUUUAGACCUGCGAGAUUGUCGAGAUCCAUCGCCCAUGCUGCAGCGUUAGAAGAAUCCUCUGACUUGAACAAGAAGAAAGGAGAGAGGCUCUCGAGGGCAGAGAGAUAUGUCCUUGUCGAAAGUUUUGUAUUGAGGCACAAAGCUUCUCAUGAAGGAAAGUGGCCGAGCCUCACUGCUAUUCUGAAGGAGACGGGUGGGAGUCGUGUCAUUGUCAAAGACAUUCUGGAUGAGCUGACCUCCAAAUCGGGCAGUGGCGUAGCAGCAUCUUUAAGUACCCAGGAGAUCGACGAUUCUUCAGUAGAACUAGAAACAGCUCCGGAAGUCAGAGGCGUUCUCAAGUAUGAAACAGUCGGUUCAUUGGGUCGUACGGAAGUGGAAGCCGUUAGUACUAGUGACUUGAGCAGCGAUGAAGAGGAACUGGAAUCACCUGUUGGCUACCUUCCUGACGAUUCUUCUCCGAACAGUGACGCAAAAUCUAACCGCAGCUCGGGUGAAGUUGCAAGUGACGCGGGCCUCUGGAGAAAGUUGCGCAACCUCGGUAGCUCUCAACAAGAUGCUUCUCUGGAAGCCAAGGAGGAAAGCCCCCAACCGGCGGCCAGGUCACCAACUCCAGUGACCUUUGAUAGUUAUGAUACCGACUUGGAAGAAGAUGGGGACAUAGAUGAAUUGGCAGGUGAUGAUUUUGAAGAAUCAGAUGAUGCUCCAGGCCCCGUCGUUGUUCCACAUCACCAUCAUUCCAGACCUGCACCUUCUUCAACGCCUCCUGCAGUGGAGAGUCAUGGACUCUUCAUCAGAUUUUUACCUUUAUCUGCCACUGAGACAGAUCUUAGGGCUGCUUUCCAAGAUUGCGGAGAGAUCGUGAGAGCGCAGGCCAUGCAGCCUAAGGGUUCUGGUCUAAGAUUCACUUACGGGUUUGUAGACUUCUCGACACCGGAAGGGUUGAGCAAAGCGUUGAGGAAAGAGAAGGUUUUUAUCAAAGGUUCUACUGUCAUUACAGAACCUUGCUCCGGUCCUAGGAGAUCCGAAGGCAGGCCGACGAGUGUACGGAAUCCGGUGGUAGAUCCAUCAAGGAGAAUUUUCACUAACAGUAGACCUCUCAAUGGGGCUAGGACUCCUAUACUAACUCGUCUGAGGCGUACCGAUUCCCCAACUGGCAGUGAUGUUGCUGUGCGCACUCCAUCAGUGCCAGAAAGGAAUUCUCGUUUUGUCGCCGUAGAAGGUUUGCCAUAUCCAAUGCCUAUUAGUGCUAUCGAGAAGAUGAUGUCAGCUCACGGUGAGAUUGCCCGAUCAGAGCUCGGACGCGAAGAAGGUGGAACGUAUUCCGCUCAAGUGGAAUUUAAGACGGAGGAGGCUCGAGACAGCGCUUUAAAUUCAAACAGGGUAUACUUGGGAGGUCGCUGGUGUCGAAUAACCACCGGCGAGCCGAUUCUAACAACUGUAGUUAGACUUUCAAACAUUGGUGCUGAUGCGUCUGAAAACUUGAUUCUACAAAGGUGCCAAAAGUUCGGUCGGGUGGAGGAAAUCGUCGUGCGUAGGGAAGGCGUCAUGGAUGUUUACUACCAUCCAAGUGAGAGGAAGAACAUGAGGAGAAUUCUCGACAGAAUGGGUGAAGUAAAUGCCGAUUACAAAAGAUGGCACGCAACUCUGGCUCCCAAAUGCUCCCCGCAAGAAUAUCGCGAUUCUGCUGAAGUUCAAGAGUGGGCUGAAGUGCAAAAAGAUAGGCUUCUGGACAACCUUACAGCCGCCAUCCAGAACAUCACAUUAGACCUCGAAGAUCUGCGAGAGCUCGUAGAGGUAGAACGCCACGGUGUUUCCUCGAAUGGGGCGUCGAGAGCUACUGAGAAGCCGAUUCCGAAAUGGAACAGGACAUAGAAUGUUCAAUACAGGUCCGAUAUAUUCGGCAUUUAUAUCGUGGGGCAGGUUCAGCCGAUAGAGGUAGGGUCAAUUUUAUGAGAUAUCUGCGGCAUUAGGUAGAGUGUCCAUGUUUGUCAUGGAUUGUCUGAUGGCUGCCCCUAUUAGAUGUUAGGAGAGUCACUCGACUUGUUGGGAGAGGUUAUUUUAGAACACUGUCUUUUUAGCUCUCGUUGUCACUGAAGCUGAUAUCAAAUCCCCUAGUACUGUCGAAGACUAAUUACAAGGACAUUAGUAUUCAAGCUGGCAUUCAAAUGAAAUGACCAAUCAAUGCAGAGCAACUAGUGAUAGUGUUAUCGUCAUGGUCCUUAGAUUUGUGUUCCUGAAGAAGAGCACGCAUGAAAUAAGGGCCGGUGUCUUCACGUGGAACAACAAUGUUGGCAAAUUGUUUUCCUGGCUAUUCAGGAAACUUGUGUGAACUACGCAAACCAUUUCACAACUCCACAUGUGUAUUCUCCGCCAAGCCUGAAAUUGCC
Messenger RNA from Marchantia polymorpha subsp. ruderalis, 3057 nucleotides. NCBI's taxonomy places the organism in Eukaryota, Viridiplantae, Streptophyta, Marchantiopsida, Marchantiales, Marchantiaceae. The record is from the annotation of a GenBank genome assembly.